Messenger RNA from Hyposmocoma kahamanoa, 717 nucleotides. It is a transcript of the gene GSTe2, whose product is annotated as glutathione S-transferase 1-like. Gene Ontology annotation, biological process: glutathione metabolic process. The record is from RefSeq and is a predicted model, not a curated record. The transcript has a single exon. Bases 1 to 669 code for a protein of 222 amino acids. Lineage: Eukaryota; Metazoa; Arthropoda; Insecta; Lepidoptera; Cosmopterigidae. Gene Ontology annotation, molecular function: glutathione transferase activity.
AUGCCGAAAAUUAUUUUGCACCAAAUUGACGGCAGCCCGCCCAGUCGUGCUGUGCUCAUGGUUAAAGAAUUGCUUGGCCUUGAUAUGGAAGUCAAAGAGGUCAACACCGUCGCAGGAGACCAAUUCAAGCCGGAAUACCUUGCGAAGAAUCCCAUCCACACAGUUCCCUUGAUCGAAGACGGCGACUUCAUACUCGCUGAUAGUCAUGCUAUCAUGACGUACCUUGUUUCGAAGUACGGAGCUGACAAGAGAUCUCAGUUGUACCCAAGUGAUUUCAAAACUAGAGCAAUUAUUGACCAGAGAAUGUAUUUUGAAGCUUCUAUAGUUUUCACCACGUUCCGAGCUAUCAUGGAAUCAAUAUUGAAACACAAAGCAAAGACAAUUUCUAAAGAGCUUAUAAACAAGACUGAAAAAGUAUAUGAAUAUUUGGAGACAUACCUUCAAGCGUCACAAUUUCUGGCAUCAGAUCAGAUUACGCUGGCUGAUAUUUCUGCUGUGGCUACAGUGACAACUCUCCAUUUGGUGGUGCCUAUCAGUGACAAAUUUGUUAAAAUUCACCAGUGGCUUGAACAGCUUUAUGACAAAGAUUGGUACCAAAAAGCCAACCUACCCGGGCUAGGGAGGAUUGAAGGUUUCAUGAAACAAUUUUUACAAAAGAGCGCUGCUUAAUCUCUGUUAUGAAAUUAUGAAACAAAGGUAAAAUAAACCGUUUAAUUU